Vombatus ursinus (common wombat) is the source of this 3122-nucleotide messenger RNA. It is a transcript of the gene LRRC59, whose product is annotated as leucine rich repeat containing 59. Gene Ontology annotation, molecular function: protein binding. Bases 26 to 949 code for a protein of 307 amino acids. Lineage: Eukaryota; Metazoa; Chordata; Mammalia; Diprotodontia; Vombatidae. The record is from RefSeq and is a predicted model, not a curated record. The transcript has 7 exons.
CCAAUCCCCCACACCUCCCGGAGCCAUGGCCAAGAGCGGAGGCAAGGGAGCCAGCCUGCGCGACAAGCUGGACGGCAACGAGCUGGACCUGAGCCUCGGCGACCUCACCGAGGUGCCGGUCAAGGAGCUGGCUGCUCUCCCAAAGGCCACAGUACUGGAUCUGUCCUGCAACAAAUUGACUUCAUUACCGUCUGAUUUUUGUGGACUAACACACCUGGUGAAACUGGACUUGAGUAAAAAUCGCCUGCAGCAGCUGCCUGCUGACUUUGGCCGUCUAGUCAACUUACAACAUCUGGACCUCCUCAACAAUAGGCUUGUCACCCUGCCUGUCAGCUUUGCUCAGCUUAAGAACCUGAAAUGGCUGGAUCUGAAGGAUAACCCUCUAGAUCCUGUCCUGGCCAAAGUGGCUGGUGAUUGCUUGGAUGAGAAGCAGUGUAAGCAGAGUGCUAUCAGAGUACUGCAGCACAUGAAAGUUGUUCAGGCUGAUCAAGAGCGAGAGAAACAAAGGCGGCUGGAGGUUGAGCGAGAAAUAGAGAAAAAGCGUGAGGCCAAGCAGCGGGCCAAGGAAGCCCAAGAACGAGAAGUGAGAAAGAAGGAGAAAGCAGAGGAAAAGGAACGUCGGAGAAAAGAAUAUGAUGCUGUCAAAGCAGCUAAUAAGAAGGAACAAGAGAAAAAACCCAAGAAGGAGACACAUCAGCCUGCAAAGGCCAAGUCUGGUUCCCGUUCUAUGAAGUCUCGCCCUCAAAAGCAUUCGUGGUCCUGGGCUUUCUUAAAGCUGCUGCUGAUGGUGCUUCUCAGUGCCACAGGAGUUUUAGUUGCCUGUCAGGUGACAGAUCUACAGUGGCAGCCUUUCUGCAUCAAUGUGAACACCAUCUAUGAGAAUGUCCUCCAUGGGCUUCGUAGCCAUGAAAUCCUGCAGCGAGUCUUACAGCCAAACUCUCAGCAAUAAGUGUGUUAUCAGCAUUGGCUGCCUCAUUGUCUGUGGAGCCAGGAUUCCUAUGGAAUUGUGUUCUGCCAGACAUUACCUUUUAUAGCAUUGGACCUACUUGUCACCACCAACUGGCAAUCAAUUGGUACCUGAGACAGCCGUUUUUAUGUCCUAGGAGAUCCAUGUUAGAAUUUGCCUCUGUUCCUUAUGCAAGAUUCUGUUCCCUAUAGAUUUAGAAAAUGGGAAGGGGUAGGGGGUGGGGGGAGCAGUAGUCUGCAUGCCUAAAGGAAUAAGCUAGAGGGGAGGACACGAACAUUCCUCUUUUCUGAUCCAGGUAUCCAAAGCUAUGUAAAGGUGAGGCAUAUUUUUACUAAAUGGUCAGCUGUCUCCACAUUUAUAUUUUUGUAUGUCACAAAUCUAUUCACUCAUAACUUCCUGGGCCAGGAUCUCACUGACAACAAAAACAAGAUCAGGAGGCAACAAAUGCAAAACUCACUGUCCAAGAUAAAAUACCUAUUUUCUUAUAUAUCAAGACACUAAAGCAAUUUGGUAACUACAGAAAUAAUGGAUUUUUUUUUUAUAGCUGGAUUGGACCUUAGCAACCAUUUAGUCCAACCCCCUGAUUUUAUAGUGAUUUAAUUAGUGACAGAGCCUGAAUCCAGCCGUCCCAAUCCAGUGUUGAAACUUUUCAGCAUGUCCAUACAAACUCAGGAGGCUAGAUAGGAAUAUGGCCUGGCUUAACUAGCACUGAAGAAAGAAAUAUUUGACUUACCAGUGGCAACCUAAAACUAGUUUUUUCCACUAGUACAGGCCCUUUGUAGUUUAUGCCGACUUUUGCAUUCCUGCCAUUUUUCUAAGAUCACCUGAAGGGUCUAAGUACAGGCAAGGCAUGUCAGAAAAGGAAACCCCUUUGUGCUAUGGUAUGAUGGAGGGUUGUUACCUCAUUCUUAGUUGGAGUAGAUAAUGUUUUACUGGGACUAAGAUUUAUAAACAAGCUUAAUUUCUGUUCUUUGCCUCUUCCUAACAAGGUUUAAGAGGCAUCAGCAGUUACUGUGCACAAUUAAAAUGUUGCCUAUUAACAAAGCCAGGCAGCCAGCUUAAGCUAUAUUAAACACUGGGGGUUGGGGGUGAGGGUGUGUGUGUGUUUGAUUUUGCUUCAGGUCCUUUUUCUCAGGGAGAAAGGGAUAAUUAUUGCCCCUUGAUGAUGCUUAUUCACUGGAAAAAUUCCUGAUUUAAAAAACAAAACAAAACUCUACUGGGACAGCAAAGGGAAGACGACAUCAACUCCAGGGACAAAUGUUUUAGCACAGUGAUAUGGAACUGCCUACCUGUGGGGGCUCUCCUAGCAUUAAGAAAAUUUUUUUUUGUUCCUAUUUUCACUAUUUCUCUUUGAAACACAUGUCAUGAGUGGUAGUAGAAAUGACUAUGUAUUCUUUUACUUUUACCUUCAGGCACUGGGACCAUUUUUAUAAUUACUUUAUUGUAUAAGCACAUAACUAUUGUAAGCAAGUACACAAAGCUAUACAGUGACCCAACCCCACCCAAAUGAAAAGGAUUACCAUUCCAUGUGAUUUAUAAGAUGUGAGGGGAUUGGUUAUAGGGAACAAGCCCACAGACAAACCCACCAAGAGCUUUAACUCUCCAUUUCAAUCAUAAUUGUUAGAAUUUCCUAAACUUUAUAAUGGACUGUUUUUAGGUUUUUAUAAUUGUUAUUAAAUAAGUGUCUUGUGGGAUAUCUUUGAUCCACUUGCAUGUAGAUUUAACUUUUUGCCUAAUCUGUUGGGUAGGGAAGAAUUCCGUAAAUUGACAAUGAGGAACCAGUUCUCUCUGGGUCACCCUCCUGUAUUUAGUCACAUUAGUUUCCUUCAGGAAAGGGAAUGAAAUUGAACUGACAGGAUCACUGCUCCCAUUUAUUCCUGCAAAAGGAUAUUAGAGUGCUCUUUCAACCGUCAGUUUUGGUUAGGAGUGUCACUAUGUGCCAUCCAGAGAGAGGUCUGGCUGCAAAGUGGUCAUCUGAAAAUAGAUGCGCCUAGAGAGCUCUGGCCCAACUCGUCGAGAAGUAGUUGUUACACCCUCCCCUCGGCGCACCUGGAUGUCUGCAAGCAGAUUGUGACAUUCUUGCUCGGAUAAACACUGCUGAUAUGCCUAAAAAACAAUAAAUGUUGUCUAAACAUCUUCAACAAAUUAGACCCUA